This is a messenger RNA of Dimorphilus gyrociliatus, 412 nucleotides long. NCBI's taxonomy places the organism in Eukaryota, Metazoa, Annelida, Polychaeta, Dinophilidae. The record is from the annotation of a GenBank genome assembly.
AUAGCUUAUAUCGUUUUGUGUUCGGGCGGUCGUCUAGCGCCUGUUAAAAGAAUAGACAAAAGGCCUUAACGUUAUGAGUGUAGUAAGAAGAAAUAGUAAAAAGUCAAGGGAACCGAAUCCAUUUAGAUUAUCUUUUAACGGAUUUAUUGGAAAAGCAGAAACGACUUUCAAGAGAUUUUCUAAAUCAAGAACCUCACUAAGCAAGGCCAAUUCAGAAAGUUGCAUCAAUAGACUACAGAGCUCUUCUGCAUGGAAAAAUAGGAAUCAUAGUGUAUCUGGUAGUGGCUCUAAACUCCCUGAUUGUGUAGUUGUAGAGGAUGAUGAUGAAUAUGAUGUGCCUACAGUUAAAGCCGACUCCAUAUCUAGUCAAUCUGUUUUGGAUUUACGUGAAGAAUCAGGUGCGCCACCCUAA